Molecule: messenger RNA, 393 nt
Organism: Lactuca virosa
Lineage: Eukaryota; Viridiplantae; Streptophyta; Magnoliopsida; Asterales; Asteraceae
Source: the annotation of a GenBank genome assembly
AUGGAAUUAUUGGUACCUAUCAACAAUCAUCAGUUCUCUUGGCUCAAUCAUGCCAAGGAAUCAGUUUACACCUUACCUAAUAUCAGCAUAUCCGCCUUUACUACCAGCGACCCCGAAACUUGGUUCUUGCCCGAAGAGUUACAUGAUGAUGAUGCAGGAGAUGAUGAUGACAUGCAGGUAGACACUGGCUAUGCUUGUAGCCCAUUUGAGGCCGAAGACAAUUAUGACCUCCUAAUCCGACAAUUGCCGCCACCCUCUUAUGCUCAGCCUUCGGGAGCACACUUCGAGCCACACCAUGAGUACCAGUCCUAUCAACAACACAACGAGCCUGAACUCGAGUAUCCUCUUGAUAUAUACGCUCAGCUUGCUGCCUUGCGCCUCCAGGGCAACUGA